GAGAUAAAAACCGUUUAAAAUGAUAACUUAUGAUAACAAUAAAUAAGCUACUGAACUUAAAGGACGUCGAGUCGAAUAAUCACUACUCAGUUGUAUCUAUUCUGUGGUCGAGUAUCGACUAUCGAGUUUAGUUUUUAGUUUAGUUUAGUUUAGUUUACUAUUUAGUAAUAAAUAAUAAUUAGUAUUAUCUCACACUGUGCUCAAUUUUGUGUUAUGUCAUAGUGACACACUGACACUCGUGAUUAAUUGUGAAGUCUUGAUCAAAAAUCAAAAUAUACUUUCAUGGUUUCAUUAGGUGCUUAUGGAGUGUACUACGUUAAAUUGAUUUAAACUUUUAAUUAAAUUCAUAGUGGAUGAUCAAAAAUUAUUUUUUUUAAAUUUUAAAUGUAAAAAAGAACCAAGAAGCCGUGUUUUCCUGUCUAAGUCUAUAUAAAGAUAACAGAUCGCCUUAUCAUCAACCAGUCGUCGGUGGGUAGUCUUUCACAGGUUGUCCUCGACGGCUCGACGUCCGCUUCAUCCGGGUACACUGUUCGUUCUGUUGUUUUGUUUACAUAUUCAUUUUUCAAUAUUUACGAUUUUUUCGUAAACAUAACAUAUUCAAUUACGACCAUCAAAAAUUCGAGUGAUAUCAAAAUAUAAACCUGCGCGAUGGCUAUUUCCAAUAUAGAAAUGCACAAUCGUGUAACUCGUCAUUUGGAGAAUUCUCAUAUUAUAAUAUCAUCCGAAAACGAAUGGUUUAAGCAAUGUGUGGAAUUCUUUAUGUCUGAUAAUCYAAAUUGUGAUGCAAAAGGUUUAUCGGCAAUGGUGAUUGAACAAUUAAGUUUAUCUGAUUUUCAAGAAAUUGCAUUGUUCAGUUUACCAGCCAAUUUAAAUAAUUGUGAUAAAAAAGUUUUAACCGGAAAAUAUUGCCUUCAGGUGAAUACCAUUCUAGAUGUUGGCCAAUCAUGUUAUUCACAAUACAACAUAUUAGUAAAAAGAGAUACUAGUAAUACUGAAAUUGGUGAUAAUAAACCAGCCCCUUGGGAACCUAAAUCACAUAGAAUGUUAAAGAUGAUGUGUUCUGAUGGUCAACAGGAUAUAGUAGCUAUGGAAUAUGAGCCAUUGCAAUGUCUUAAAGAACCAUUUAUACCUGGCUUCAAAAUAGUGGUUGUUGGUCCAGUUGAAUAUAGAAAAGGAGUGUUACUAUUAAAAUCUAGUAAUGUACACUUCAUUGGUGGCGAGGUUGAACAUUUAUUAAUUAAAAAUGCACCAUUAAAUGUAUUAUGUAGGGCCCUAAACAAACCCGAAUUAGAAAAUCCAUACAUUUUUUCAAAUAUUGAAGUCGAAAACGCUGUUAUGGAAGAACAUGAACCACAUAUUAUUMCACCUAGACAGAUAGAAAAUGUUUCUGCAGUUGGUAUACGAGAACAGAACUCUACAAUACCCCCAACUAAUACAAAUCAAAGUAAUAAUAGCAACCAUAUUGGAAAUGGAACUAUUACAUAUGAUGAUUUUUUUGAUGGUGAUGAUGAUUUGUUAUAUCUGACUCAAAUGGCAGAAAUUGAAACAAGACUCACUCAAUCCAAUGAGACAAAUUCAGUACCAUUACAAACAUUUAAUACACCCCUAAAUAAUACCAAUGUCAAUAAUACUAAAAUUUCAGUUCCUAAAAACAACAUAACAAAUAAGAAGCCAGCAGUUACUGGAAGACAGACUAAAAUAUCUGAUAUGUUAGCUCCAAGUACUUCAACAGCAUCUAGAAGUUCAGUAGCUGAACCAACUAGGUUUCAAAAUGAUAGUAGCAAUAGCAUGAAUGUUAAACAAAUAUCAGGGAAACGUAUUGCUAGUUCGCCAGUAUAUACUGAAACUAAAAAGCCAUCAAUUGAACUGCACAGACCAGAUGAUGAUUGGGGUGAUAUUGAUAUGCAUAUUGAUGUUUCAAACCCAUUGAUUAAAGUCAUAAAUUCUGCUUCUAUUGUGAAGAACUCAAAAAUACAAGUGAAACAAAACGAAUGGAUAUGUUCUGGUAUCGUGAUGGAUGAAUCUAAACAUGAAGAAGCUGAAUUCUCAUCAGAUGUAUUGGAACAUUUAAUUGGAAUUACACCAACAGAAGUUCUUCAGUUAAAAAACAAUCCUUUAAACUGUGCCCAACUAAAAGAAAAAAUUGAAAAAGGAAUUAAAGGGGCGUAUAGAAAGUUGCACUUAUUCAAAGGUAAGAUAACUUUGACCUAUUCAUUAGAUGAAAAAAAAAAACCAAUUAUUACAGACAUGGUAAUAAUAUAACUAUAUAAUAUAGU
Molecule: messenger RNA, 2276 nt
Organism: Diuraphis noxia (Russian wheat aphid)
Lineage: Eukaryota; Metazoa; Arthropoda; Insecta; Hemiptera; Aphididae
Biological process (GO): double-strand break repair via homologous recombination; resolution of meiotic recombination intermediates
Cellular component (GO): nuclear body; RecQ family helicase-topoisomerase III complex
Molecular function (GO): nucleotide binding
Source: RefSeq, a predicted model, not a curated record